AUGACUAGUUUGGUGCCCAACAUUCGUCUCACAUACUGUACACACAGGCAUACUGUCUGUAAACGCGAUAACACUUGUCUGAAUGCCAACCCGAUAUUAAUGGGUAAAGCGAGUGAACGCAUGCAGAAUCCAAACGGAUAUUCAAUACACCGACGGAAACAUAAUUGUGAUAAUGAAUCCGAAGAGAGAACUAAUUGUUUCGCUUUCUAUAGAAAACUUCCAAAGUCUGAGUCCUUCCAUACCAUGCAAUUAGCUUUACUUAACUCAGGCCUUAUGGCCAUCAAUAGUGAUCACACCAACAGUGCUAUCAAUCAACUCAUACCACAAACACGUCAAGAAUUGUCCAAAUUUAGACGUUAUGUCCAACGGAUAAGAAAAUUUGAUGUUUUGACCAGAAUUGAGUAUAAGACUAUUUUCAUCUCCAAACAGAAUAAGCGCUUAGUUUACGAAAGCAAUGAACACUCACUUCACUUCUCUUACUUACGUAAAAUUUGA
This is a messenger RNA of Medioppia subpectinata, 495 nucleotides long. The record is from the annotation of a GenBank genome assembly. NCBI's taxonomy places the organism in Eukaryota, Metazoa, Arthropoda, Arachnida, Sarcoptiformes, Oppiidae.